Molecule: messenger RNA, 1245 nt
Organism: Meloidogyne enterolobii
Lineage: Eukaryota; Metazoa; Nematoda; Chromadorea; Rhabditida; Meloidogynidae
Source: the annotation of a GenBank genome assembly
AUGAAGCGUUAUCGAAACUUCUUUACUUCUUUUCGUGGUCGAUUUCUGCUGCCUUUAAUUUUAAUAAAUAUAUUUAUUUUUAUCACUUUUUUCUAUUCAUUUUUCUCUUCACGCCCACAACAACUAGUUGAACGUCAAAAUAUUGAACUCUACUCACAACCAGCUCGUCUAAAAGAACCAAUUUCUAAACCAUUAAUUCUUAUGUGGACUAAUAUCUUUCGUCAACAAACAAUGCAACUAGAAUCGGAUUGUCCUCUAGCUUCUCUUUGUGAAUUAACAUAUAAUCGUUCUCUUCUUCCAAAGUCUUCAGCUGUCGUUUUCCAUAUUCCUGACAUUAGUUGGAAUUACUCAAGAGGUAUACCUACAGUGCCUGAUCUACCAUAUCAAUCCGCAAACGAACAAAGAGUAAAUGUUUUUCUAUCGCACGAAAAUCCAACAACACUCAGAACAAUGUAUAUGUCUGAAGCGUUGUCUAAACAUGUUCACAAUUUUUUCCAUUGGGCCAUGACCUAUCUGCGCUCUGCUCAUGUUUCAAUGCCUUAUGGUGGUUUUUGGCUUCCUCCGGCGGAGACUGCAAGACUGGGAAUUAAACCAAUACAAUUACCAUCUGAUCAAAAUACCAUUCUACACAAUAAAACACAACGUGGAAUCCUCUGGUUGGUCUCUAACUGUAAUUCAAACUCAAAAAGGGAAGUUGCAGUCGAAGCACUAUCAAAAUAUAUUAAUAUAAAAAUUGGUGGAAAAUGCGGAAAAACACCUGAGGAUCGCAAUUUUUGUCCUAGGAACAGAGAUUGUAGUUAUUUAUAUUCAAAUUAUUAUUUCUACAUUGCUAUGGAAAAUGAUAUUUGCAAUAAUUAUGUUACUGAAAAAUUCUGGGAAAGAUACACUUUUCCUUCUGUGCCAAUUGUUUUGAAAGCUUCGAUCUAUCAAGGUUUUCCGGACAAUUCUUUCAUCGCAUUGGAUCAAUUUAAAACCCCAAAACAAAUGGCUGAACAUUUAAAUUGGCUAAUGGAUAACCCUGUUCAGUAUCUGAAGUAUUUUGAAUGGCGUUCCAAGGGUUGGUCAAUUGCUUGGAAUCAUGAAGGAUUUAGACUUGGGCAGUGUGCUCUCUGUGAACGGUUGUUACGACUUUCAAAUGGAAGCGAACCUUUUCCAAGCCCAAUUCCAAAUGCUGUAAAAUGGUUUGAAGAGAAUUCUAAUUGUGAAGGCGGAGAUUUUGCGGUACAAUGGAGUCAACAAAAAUAG